Pogona vitticeps (central bearded dragon) is the source of this 2165-nucleotide messenger RNA. It is a transcript of the gene RGS18, whose product is annotated as regulator of G protein signaling 18. NCBI's taxonomy places the organism in Eukaryota, Metazoa, Chordata, Lepidosauria, Squamata, Agamidae. The record is from RefSeq and is a predicted model, not a curated record.
UUUAAACGGAAACAGCAGUUAAAAAGAGACUUCCGUGGAGGAUCAAAUGCACUUGCUGUGUUAGCUGAACCAAUGGGAAUAAAAAAAAGACUUGCUUCCCCCAGACUGAACAGACCUGUAACCAGCACCAAAUAAUGAUCUCAACUGAGUGAGAACUUGUGGGUGAGAAACCAGGCUUUGAAGGUGCCUUAUGCAGAACUGAGGAAAGAGUGAGGCAGAAUUCAACAGACCACUCGAGAGUAAAAUGGAGAAUCCAUUGAUUUUAUCCCCUCAGCUAAAUACUGCUUCAAGAAUAAGAUCACUGUAUAAAAUAAUGAAGUCCAUGAGUAAAGAUGGAGGAAAGACAGAAACGAAAAGCAGGAAUCCAGAAAAGAGGAACCGUCUAAGUCUUCUGCAAAAAUCUGAAUUGUACCCAAAUGACAGCCUUGACAAAUUUGAGACAUUGAUCAAGACUCCAAGCAGGGAGUCCCCUGACACUGUUAAGAAGUGGGGUGAGUCUUUUGACAACCUGAUUACACAGAAAGCUGGAAUAGAUGCGUUCACAGCAUUCCUCAAAAGUGAAUUUAGUGAAGAGAACAUUGAGUUUUGGAUGGCUUGUGAAGAUUACAAGAAAAGCAACGAUAUGUCUCAACUCCCACUCAAAGCAAAGACAAUCUAUGAGACGUUCAUUGAAAAAGAGGCUCCAAAAGAGGUCAACCUUGACUUUAACACCAAACUCUGUACUAGUGAGAGCAUAAGUCACCCAACACUCCAUACCUUUGAUGCUGCACAGACCAAAAUCUAUGCUCUGAUGGAACAGGACUGUUACCCACGCUUCCUGAGGUCCAGCUUUUACUUAGAUGUGCUCCAUGGCAGACCUCAUGGCCACUCUGCGCUGAGAAGGAGAUCACGCUCUUUUACCUUCAAUGAAUUCAAGGAUGCCCAGCCAGAUUUUUCCAUUUGGCUAUAAAAAAAAGUCUUCCUUUGACUUUGCCAGUCAGAGUUCAUCUUCUUACCAACAAGGGGGGGGGAUCAUAAUCUGAGGUGGAUGACAUAGUGCAUCUUUACCAGUUUCUCAAGAUUUGUAUAUAAUUUCAUCUGAUAAUGUUCAAAGGUCUUUAUUUUCGUGCAUUGUGUGGAUGGCUUUUUUAUUUUAAGGUCAAUUCUAUCCUCCAGAGAGUAGUUUGAUAGCCAUGAGGGGUCAGAUACCAAAAAAAAAAAACUGGCACUGCAAUUUUGUGUCCACAGGGUGUGUGCAGUCAGCCAUAAUGUCCAAAUACAUUAUAUACAUACCUGUACAUUUAUAUGUCACAUAAAAAGCCCAAAUAAGAUAUGUGACUUUUGGUUGCAGUCCUAUACCCACUGAACUCAAGGAGACUUAUUUCUGAAUAAAUAAUGGUAGACAGUGGGCAUAUGUUACUAUCCAAUCUAUAAGUUGCCAGUUGACCUAUCCUUACAUAUUAUAAACCAAUGCACAAAAUAUUAACAUGUUGAGUGCAAAAAUCUUCAUACUCUACACUUUUAAAUACAGAAGAGAAAACAGUGAUACUCUACAUACGCAACUUUGAAAGAUGAGUGAAGAAACCCUACUUUGCAUGCCACAUGUGACCAGGAAAAGAUUGUGACUGCAGUCUUAAGGGCAUUGCAUUCAUAUGUGGAAUGACUUCUGGCAAAACCUGGCAGUGUUGUAGUAGAAUGAGUAGAGAGACCGGUAGGGUACAACUGUGGCCACACUGCUUUGGGUAGCAGGGACAAGAUGGUGAUAAGACUGAAGAACCUGAGGGUGGAUGGUCGAUGAGUCUGAAGAACUGCUCCAAGCUGGCCAAAUUAGCUGGCCAAGUUUAACUGAAAAUAUCCAUUCUCAAGGAGACUGCAGAAAAUAAGUUGUCAUGGAAACUAAAUAAUUAGGCAAUUGUAUCUUGAUAUGGGGUCAUGUGAGGAAAAUGUUCUCAGCUGGAAAGAACUGAUCAUAGGAUGAUCAAUAAAGGGUGUAAUAAUCCCACUACCUACAUGGUUAGGAACUGACAUAGAAGGACACAUCUUAGGGUGGGUAGUCAGAAUGCUGAUUAUGGCUUUGAAAAUCUUGGACGUGGAUUUUGGUGGUUUGUUGCAGCGUCUAAACUGUGCUUCCAUCCCUACUCAAUCUGUUUGUUUUUAAAUAAACACAAGUAUUUUAAAAAAUGCCA